Messenger RNA from Phalaenopsis equestris, 2063 nucleotides. Its product is annotated as probable serine/threonine-protein kinase PBL7. The transcript has 5 exons. Bases 383 to 1717 code for a protein of 444 amino acids. Lineage: Eukaryota; Viridiplantae; Streptophyta; Magnoliopsida; Asparagales; Orchidaceae. The record is from RefSeq and is a predicted model, not a curated record. Gene Ontology annotation, biological process: protein phosphorylation. Gene Ontology annotation, molecular function: ATP binding; protein kinase activity.
AACCAUUUCGCCGGACGCUACAUUUGCAUAAAAGCUGCACGCAACAACGCAUGGAUUAAUGAAGCCGCAUAUCUCCUUCCUUUUUCCUUCCUCUUUUUAAUUUAGAAAAUGUAUAAAAAUGACAGGCGUCUGAAGCCGAAGCACCGGCCGGCAAGUCUUCCGAACUCUUCAGGUCAGCGGGAAUCAACUCGCGCUGUAUUCCCCCAUAAUAUAUUUUCAGCAAUUGUCCACUUCGCAGCCAUUACUCUCAAACCUCAUAUAGGCAUUGGAUUUGAUGGAAUAAUUGAGUUUCUGCGCGGUUUGUGGGGGAAUGUAUGAUCGGGUUACAUCGAAGUAGCAGAAGGAUCUGAACCAGUUUGUUUAUCUGUGGUCUACGAUUGUGAUGGGUUGUUUCUCUUGCUUCGCUUUUGAGGCGGAGCGAUUCGAUUCACGUGGCGAGGGAGAUGCAAAGGAGGAAGGGGAGACCAUGGAAGUUCCUCGCAUGAGGAUAUUAUCUUCUGGAUCGAGCAAAAUCAGAAGCAGAAGCAGCUUGGGUUCCAGAAGGUUAUCGUUGGCUCAGAAGGAUGAGACUGGUGUUACCAUAUCAGCACAGACAUUCACGCUGAAGCAGCUUUCUGCUGCAACAAAGAAUUUUAGGCGAGACUGCUUCAUUGGUGAAGGGGGAUUUGGUCGGGUUUAUAAAGGUCGGCUGGACAGCUCCGGACAGACUGUGGCUAUAAAACGUCUAGAUCAGGAUGGGCUACAGGGGAACAGAGAAUUCCUGGUGGAGGUUCUGAUGUUCAGUCUACUGCACCACCCAAACCUUGUUAAUCUAAUCGGCUAUUGCGCUGAAGGAGAUCAGAGACUUCUGGUGUACGAGUUCAUGCCCCUGGGAUCUCUGGAAGACCAUUUGCACGAUCUCCCACCAGGUAAGGAGGCGCUGGAUUGGAAUACAAGGAUGAGAAUUGCAGCGGGUGCAGCUAGAGGGUUGGAGUAUCUACAUGAUAAAGCGAACCCUCCGGUCAUCUAUAGAGAUUUCAAAUCUUCUAACAUAUUAUUAGAUGAGGGGUUCCAUGCAAAGCUCUCUGAUUUUGGACUUGCAAAGCUUGGUCCAGUUGGCGACAAGUCUCAUGUUUCAACUAGAGUGAUGGGGACUUAUGGAUAUUGUGCUCCAGAAUAUGCUAUGACAGGGCAGCUGACAGCCAAAUCUGAUGUCUAUAGCUUUGGAGUUGUCUUUCUGGAGCUAAUAACUGGAAGAAAGUCCAUUGACAGCACAAGAGCACAUGGAGAACAGAACCUUAUUCGCUGGGCCAAACCAAUGCUCACUGACCACAGAAAGCUUUCCAAGCUUGCUGAUCCAUUGCUCCAAGGACGAUACCCAAUGCGUAGUCUCUACCAAGCCGUUGCAGUGGCGUCCAUGUGCAUCCAAGAGGAGGCAACCACUCGCCCACUCAUUGCUGAUGUUGUUACUGCACUGUCAUACUUAGAAUCACAAACCGAUGAGCCCGCAGGCGUGCCGGUUUAUAGUCAACAACAGAGUAGAGGAUCGAGGGAGGAGAAUCUCGGACGAGGGAAUCAUGAGGAUAGAAGCAAGCGGAAUCUCUGUGGGAUCGAGAAAGGUGAUGUGCCGAAGGAGAUUGGUAGCAUCACGAACAAGGAGAUUGAUAGGCAGCAGGAAGUGGCAAAGGCAAUGAUGUGGGGAGCAAACUGGAGGGAAAAACAACGUGCUACAAUGUAGGAUGCUCUGGCACUUUGAUUGUGGAAGACUAGAGAUUUUUAUAGACUCGCACAUAUCAGUAAAUUAUGAGCAAAAUGGGGGAUGCAGAGUGGAACAUUGUGUAUAUUGUUAGAUGGGUUUUUAACAGCAAAUAUUGCAUAAUUCCACCGUAUGUACAUUGGAUGCCGUAGGUGCGGCCAGAUCUGCCAUUUUUUUUCUGCACUUCUUAGCCGUAGAUGUACAUACGAUUGCACGUAUGUAAUAUUUCAUGGGGUUUUAGGGAGGAGUGCAUUAGUGAAAUUGUUUUUGUUGGGAACAUUGACUCUGUUGAUAUGCUUCUUAUGUUAGUAAAAGUGAGAAAUUUGUU